Messenger RNA from Microsporum canis CBS 113480, 393 nucleotides. RefSeq lists its product as hypothetical. NCBI's taxonomy places the organism in Eukaryota, Fungi, Ascomycota, Eurotiomycetes, Onygenales, Arthrodermataceae. The coding region runs from base 1 to 393 and encodes 130 amino acids. The transcript has 3 exons. The record is from RefSeq and is a predicted model, not a curated record.
AUGUCACAGUCCGAGCAGUACUGGCUACCAGGCUACGAGCUAUCUCGACAAGUCAUCCUCAGCAAUAUCCAUAUCUUCCUCGGCCCAACGGCAUCCGCAAGGCCAUAUACCUAUCAUGGCCGAGACGGAUAUCUAGUUACUGGAAGCAGACUCACCCAACAACAAAUCGAUGACCUGAAAUCCAUGUCUAAGAAGUUUGAACUGGACCAGACGAUAAAGACCAUGCAUAUGUCAAGUAGCUACGAAGAAUCAGGUGAUCCAGCCACUCAGACAUCUAUCCACAAACCUGUGCCAGUGUCUACAUCCAGAGGCCGUGAACGACACAGGGAGCGAGAACGGGAGAGAGAACAUCGUUCGUAUGAUCGUGGCUCACGAUCGAGACGAUACCGAUGA